Messenger RNA from Anopheles nili, 1545 nucleotides. RefSeq names its product cytochrome P450 6a8-like. The record is from RefSeq and is a predicted model, not a curated record. NCBI's taxonomy places the organism in Eukaryota, Metazoa, Arthropoda, Insecta, Diptera, Culicidae. The transcript has 7 exons. Gene Ontology annotation, molecular function: monooxygenase activity; oxidoreductase activity, acting on paired donors, with incorporation or reduction of molecular oxygen; iron ion binding. The coding region runs from base 1 to 1545 and encodes 514 amino acids.
AUGUUGGUUUCAGGGUUUCUACUGGUUGGCCUGUUCUACCAUAAUCCGCUUAUAGCAGUUGCGGUUUUCGCACUUGUGUGUCUGCUUUACUGGCUGGUGAAACAUAACUACAAGUUUUGGGAAAUAGAUGGUGUUCCGUUUCCAAAACCGUCAAUACUGACUGGAAAUCUAGGCCCCUCACUAUCGCUAAAGAAGCACAUAUCGGAAUUGGCUAGCGAUUGGUAUCACGCCUACCCAAAUGCUCCGUUCGUUGGUUACUUUAAAAUAUUUACACCGGCAAUAAUGGUUAAAGAUCCAGUUCUAGUCAAGAAUAUACUCACGCGCGAUUUCGAAUGUUUCGCCAACAACGACUUCCUGCUGGAUAUGCGACAAGAUCCUUUACUAUCCCACGAUCCCUUUUUAGUGUCAGGAGAACGUUGGAAACGAUCCAGAAAUUUGCUAACACCAUCAUUCACCGGGGCAAAGAUUAAACAGCUCUUCCCAAUCAUGGAAUCGGUGGCUAAUGCCUUUGAAGCAUUUAUCGAACGUCAUGUGUCGCAGGAGCUUGAGGCCAAAGAGAUAGCUGCGCGCUUUACGACCCAAAAUGUAGUAGCAUGCACGUUUAGCAUCGAUGGUGAUUGUUUUGCCGAUAGCGAGAGUGAGUUCCGGCGUAUGGGCAAGAGAGUCUUCGAAACAUCACUACCGGCGACAAUCAAAACGAUGAUGGCGGUGUUUCUGCCUGCAGUAGCCACAUUGAUUCCUGUGCCGUUUCUGCUGAAAGACGUUGACGAAUGGAUUCGAUCGCUUGUAGCCAAUCUUAUAAUAAAAAGAUCCACCGUUGACGAUAGAAAGGCUGUAGCUGAAGACUUGUUGCAGUCUUUUCUCAAGAAUAGAGAAAAAUACGACUCCACCCAAACCGAAAUUACCGCCAAUGCGUUGACCAUCUUUCUCGAAGGAUUUGAGACAUCAAGUGUCGUUUUGGGAUUUGCUCUGUAUAGACUUGCUAAAAGCCCCGAAGUCCAAGAUAGGUUACAUAAUGAAAUACGCAAACAAAUCGACGCUAAUGACGGAAAGCUGGACUUUGAUGUGAUUCAACAGAUGGAGUACUUGGAUUGGGUGCUACUUGAAACAUUGCGGAUGCAUCCUCCAGCCGCGACAAUGCAUAAGGUCUGCACUAAGAAGUACAUUAUGCGACGAGGGUUUCGGGACAACGUGGGACAUGAUUUGGGUGUAUACGUACGCGAAGGAACACCGAUUUUGAUUCCGGUUCUGGCAAUACACAUGGACCCCAAAUACCAUCCGGAACCGCAUCGGUUUGACCCAGAACGAUUUAGCCCGGAUCGAAAAACAGUGCAUCCCGGUACGGUAUAUAUGCCUUUUGGAGAAGGUCCACGAAUGUGCAUGGGCAUGCGAUUUGCUCAGGCGCAGGUGAAGCUGGCAAUUAUCAAGCUCAUUUUGGCUUAUCGCGUGAAAGUAGGUUCGAACGACAAACCUUUUGUCGUUGACUCUCGCUCAUUCGUCUACCAAGCAAGAGACGGUUUACGAAUAAUGUUUGAACGACGAUAA